AUGUGUGGGCCACGGACGGACGCGCCGUCACACCUGUGCAGACGUACAAUAGGGAAACCGAGAGCAUUUCCAUGUGAAUGUCGCUGCGGGUAUAACUACGUCGCCGGCGCCGUGCUGUUAUCAGUAGAGUCCUCCAUUAUCAGUGCCAUGUGGCGGUCCAUCAUAGUGCUGUCUGUGGUCGCCGGGCUGGCCGCCGGGUCUGCCAUCCAGAGGGUGCCGAGGGAGAGGAAAGCUGGCUUCGGAGCCGGCCUCGCCACCAUCGUCGGCACCCUCGCCAUCCUGAAGGUGAAGGCGUUCAUAGUCACCCUCAUAGUGUUCGCUAUCGCCGCGUUCCUCUCCAGGUUCGUGGGUCUAGGAGGAUGUCUAGGAGGAGGCGAGUAUGGCUGUGGAGCCUCUGCUCUCCUGUCUCCCACGGCCCACUCCAACAACUACGGGUACAACUACGACACCUACACUGGCUCCAACACCGGCUACAACUACUACAACCACAAGAGAUCCGCCAAGUCCAUCCAAGGUUGGGACAUCCUAGACAUGAGUAUGGAAGUUUUGGGGCUUGAGUCUGACGAUUGCAAGAAGAAAUUCGUGUGUCUGGCAGACAACGAAGCGAUAGAGAACCCGUUACUCAACAUCCUUAUGAGGGCUUUCGGGUCUAGUCUGACCAAGUACCGAGACCUGGAUGACGUAAGCGGCUCCAAAUCAGCCCAAAACUGCGACAAGCUCUACCCGAAAUGCGCCCGGCCCCUGCGUCGGACCUCCCCUGAAGAGGAACCAUCUGAUAAACUACCCUACGACGACAAGCCCACUGAUAAGCUGCCCUACACUGACGUCACGUCUACUGAUAAGGUGGCUUAUCACGAUAAGAGAAAGAUCGGAAUCCACCGGUGAAACAC
Molecule: messenger RNA, 890 nt
Organism: Macrosteles quadrilineatus (aster leafhopper)
Lineage: Eukaryota; Metazoa; Arthropoda; Insecta; Hemiptera; Cicadellidae
Exons: 4
Coding region: 1-885 (294 amino acids)
Source: RefSeq, a predicted model, not a curated record